CUACCCCAAAAAAAGUAAUUUAAAAAAAGCCUCAUUUCAUUUAGGGGUGUCGUCUCACUCUCGCAGCGCUCUGAGUAACAGUCUAAUUUACGUUGUUAUGGCAUCAUCGGCACCGCUAAGCUCAGCCGCCCAAAACCCAGCGAAGUCGUUGGGUUUUAUUGCAACCGCUAUGAAGCGGAAGGACAGCUACAUUCAGUUCUUCGCAAUGACUGGAAUUUUGCUGCUGAGCGUCAGAUCACUGGGCCAAAAGUAUCGCCUCCACGAUCUUCACGAGGACACCUCGGCUCUUAAGGAGGAGCAAGAAGCCCUUACCAACCGCAUGAACAACAUAAAGCGCGAUCUCCUCCAUGAGGCCUCUCUCGAGCCCACUGGUCUCUUCGCUUCUAGGCUUCGCCUUCUCUUUGGCGAACGAGAGUGAUCGCACUGUGAGUUGAUGUUCUGAGGCUUCCUUCUCUUUCUCGUCACUCUAGGUAGUUAUUCGGAAAGAGAUGCGAAAUUUAACCCGAAUUUGAUAAAUUGGAUGCUCAAUUCAGUGGUUUCUUGUUUCUUACUUGUUGUCGACCUAGGGUUUUGUAUCCUUAUUUCGUAUUCCUGUGAGUUUAAGAUUUUGACGCAGACUGUAUACUGUUUCGUGAUCGAUUUUGGCUUAGGUUAGUUUGUUUAGUGGAACGUGACAAGGAAGUAAUCUUUCAAAUAAAUUGUUGAACACUGAGCUUAAUUUACAUUUUCUUUUUCAUUGUGCGUGAA
This is a messenger RNA of Prunus persica (peach), 747 nucleotides long. RefSeq lists its product as uncharacterized. NCBI's taxonomy places the organism in Eukaryota, Viridiplantae, Streptophyta, Magnoliopsida, Rosales, Rosaceae. The record is from RefSeq and is a predicted model, not a curated record. The transcript has a single exon. The coding region runs from base 98 to 418 and encodes 106 amino acids.